Python bivittatus (Burmese python) is the source of this 3237-nucleotide messenger RNA. RefSeq names its product interferon regulatory factor 5 (gene IRF5). Lineage: Eukaryota; Metazoa; Chordata; Lepidosauria; Squamata; Pythonidae. Gene Ontology annotation, biological process: regulation of transcription by RNA polymerase II; immune system process. Gene Ontology annotation, molecular function: protein binding; RNA polymerase II cis-regulatory region sequence-specific DNA binding; DNA-binding transcription factor activity, RNA polymerase II-specific. Gene Ontology annotation, cellular component: nucleus. The record is from RefSeq and is a predicted model, not a curated record.
GAUUUAUACUGAAGAAACCCUCUGCGCUGACACGGUGCCCUCGCCCAGGCAGAGCAACUCUCAGUCCUGCGUCAGAGCCUCUCAGAAAGCCAAAACACCCCUCCGGCUGAGUGCUCCCGAUGCAGCUCUGGAUUAUUUAUUAUUAUUUAACUUAUUAGCUGCCCACCUUCAAUGGACUCUUGAGGGUUGUGGCUGUCAAGCAAGAAAGGUCUCAGAAAUGCCCUCCCCCCAUGCAGGGCUGAGAAAGUGGCUCUCCACUUGGGCAUCUUCCCAGUCGUGGUACCUCUGGCCAACCAGGGUGGCGCUUGCUCUUGGCCCCCAAUCCAAGGGACACUUUGGGACCCGCGCUCUGGUCUCCUGUCACUUUGGAGCGCGUGGCUGGAACAGGUGGCCGGGCAGCCGAAGGCCCGAACAGAAGGCUUGGGAGAUGGCGAGGAGGGCAGUUCCGCGUGGCAGAGGCGGGUUGGAGAUGAUGCCACUGGGGUGGCAGUGGCUGUGGGUCACCACUCCAUUUGCGAUGGAGCAGAUGAAAGGGUGGGCCUGUCCUGCCAGCGCUUGGGUGGUGUGGUCACACCUGCGGAACCAGAACUGGGAGGGUUUGAGUCAUCCUGGGAGAUCAGUCAUCUCAGCGUUAAAAAAAAAGUGUGGGAUGCUUUAGAAGGUUGCAACAGCAUACCGAGAAGGAAGAGGAGGACUUUGGGGUUGUAUGAAACAAAUGCCAACCCGUUCCUCAGCCAACAUCUGGCAGGACAGUAGUGGCUAGCAAAUUUACGCCGGCGAUCAGGAGAUGUUCCGUUUCUUGGAUCAGGACUUUGCUCCCUCCUGCCUGCUCCUGCACCCGGAUCAGCCUACGAUCCAGACCAUGGUCCCAUCGUGUCCUCCUUCCGAGCGUCCAGGUGACUGAGGCUCUCCUGGGUCCCAGGUGGAGGCUUCCCAAAACCGGCCCCUUGAAAUCUCUUCCAUUGUUGGAGGGUGGCAGCUGAACCAGGAAGCCCGCGUGCAGCGUUUGAGCCCCAGCCUCUCUCCUUCAGAAACGCCACUGGAGGCGUUCCUCGGAAGACCGUGCCUGCUGGCUCCAGCUUUCUGUCAUGGCUUUAUGGCUCCUGAUUUCCUCCUUGCUUCUCUGUCCAGGUCAGGUCCUUCAACGAGGGGUGAGACCAUGAAUACCCACCCUCGGCGCAUCCGCCUGAAGCCCUGGCUGGUGGCCCAGGUGAACAGCAGCCAAUACCCCGGUCUGCGUUGGGUGGACGCUGAGCAGAAGCGUUUUUGCAUCCCCUGGCGCCACGCCACUCGGCACGUCCCCUGCCAGGAUGACGAGAACACCAUCUUCAAGGCCUGGGCCAAAGAAACGGGCAAAUACAACGAGGGCGUGGAUGAGCCGGAUCCGGCCAAGUGGAAGGCCAACCUGCGCUGCGCCCUCAACAAAAGCCGCGAGUUCAGCCUGAUCUACGACGGGACCAAGGACACGCCGAUGCAGCCCUACAAGAUUUACGAGGUCUGCGAUGCGCCCCAGUGCAACGGAGAGAGCUUUGCUGGAGAUGAGCCCGCCGGAUGUGAAGAGGAGGAGGAGCUCCAGAAGAUGAUGCCCACCCUGAGGAUUGCAGACCCGUCGCACCCUGCCGAGCCCCUGCCGCCCUAUCCGUGGCUGAAGCAAGAGACCCUGUACCCCAACCCAUGCGGCAAUGGGACUUUCCCCCACUUGGCACACCCCGAGGUGGGGCCGGUACCCCCUGCGCCAGCUCCUGUGGGGGCCUUUGUGGUAGGAGGGGAGCCCCCAGCACCCAACUUUGCCGAAUCUGCGGGCCAGAUGCCGCUGGUCCCCGAGGGCAUGGCCAUGCCGGGAACCCUGGAGCCUCUGUCCGAGGGGGGCUGCCCUGGAGCACCCAUGGAGCAGUUCAUCCCAAAUUUGUUGAUCAGCCCCCACAUGCUGCCACUGACCGACCUGGAGAUCAAGUUCCAGUACCGCGGCCGCUCGGUGGGGGCCCUGACCAUCAGCAACCCGCACGGCUGUCGCCUUUUCCACAGCCACCUGGAGCCGACGCAGGAACAGGUGGAGCUCUUUGGGCCGGUGACGCUGGAGCAGGUCCGCUUCCCCAGCGCCGAGGCCGUGCCCAACGAGAAGCAGCGCUACUACACCCACCAGCUGCUCGACGUCUUGGACCGGGGCCUGAUCCUGGAGCUGCAGGGGCAGGACAUCUACGCCAUCCGGCUGUGCCAGUGCAAAGUGUUCUGGACCGGCCCCUGUGCCGGGGAGCUGGCCGGGCCCAACCCCAUCGAGCGCGAGAAGAAGGUCAAGCUCUUUAGCCUGGAGAGUUUCCUCAACGGACUCAUCAUGUUCCAGAAAGGCCAGACCCCCACCCCUCCUCCCUACGAGAUCUUCUUCUGCUUUGGAGAAGAGUGGCCGGACCAGAAACCGAAAGAGAAAAAACUGAUCACGGUCCAGGUGGUUCCAGUAGCUGCCCGGCUCCUUUUGGAAAUGUUCUCCGGAGAGCUGUCCUGGUCAGCCGACAGCGUCCGCCUGCAGAUCUCCCACCCGGACCUCAAAGACAAGAUGGUCCUGCAAUUCAAAGAACUGCACCAGCUCUGGCAAACGCAGAACAUGCAGGUCCCCCACCUGGAGCCAGUGGGUCCCAGCAACUGGGAAAUGCACACCGGCAGCAGCAUGCAGCAGUGAGACGCCAUCCCUGCCCCACCCUGUCCAGUGGGACUUUCACCGCACCGUCCUCCUGUGCGCUGCAAAGCCCAGCCAGGCCCAUCCAAAGUCAGCCUGGCCUCCCCUGCCCCCCUGAGCCGUUCCCACGGGAGGGGGCAGGGAGGGGCUCCCGGCAAAACCUGGCUCCGCUUGCGAGCACCACAGGGAAAUUCCUUCGGAUGGUUUUAUGAAAUCCAUAAAGAGCGUGUCUCAGGGAAGCCCGUGGGCACCCCAGAGGAUGCUCGCGGGAGGUGCGCUAGCCAGACAUCUCCUGCUGCGUGGACGCCAAAGCGAGAGGACAGAAGUUGUUUGGGGGUUGCAUGCAAGUGGGAAAGCUUUGAACUCUGGACCAGACGUGCCUUGUUUGGAAGAAAGGAGCUGCCUCCCGCAAGAAAUGCCACCUGGGGAACUGGAUCAGGAUUCGGGGUGGCGGCUGUGUUGCAGGUUUGGGCCUUGGAGAACCAAAAUCUUGUGGCCUAUAUGAGGACUGCCUGCUUCUGCCCCCACGUCCAUCACGAGGAGGAGGAAAUGGGGAACGGCAGAAC